Messenger RNA from Camelina sativa (false flax), 1431 nucleotides. RefSeq lists its product as uncharacterized. The record is from RefSeq and is a predicted model, not a curated record. Lineage: Eukaryota; Viridiplantae; Streptophyta; Magnoliopsida; Brassicales; Brassicaceae.
CACACGCACUAUAAGUAUUAUCGCAAAGUAGUCGAGCUAUUUCAUGUCCAGUCACAUUCUUAUCCUUUAACACUAAAGUUUUCUUUGUUACUUCUUCUUGAUCAAGAUAUAUUUCCAUCUUUUUUAGCAAACCUUGGUUACACUUAUAGCUAGUUUUAGUGUGGUGAUAAUGGAUAACGUAAUCGCCAUGCAAGAGACCCGAUAUAACAACGGAUUAAGUACCUACAAGAAGCCAUUUCUUCAAUUUUUUGAUCGGCUUUCGUUUUCUAUUCUUGUAGUUGUUUUUUGCGUUAUAGUAUUUUUUAGCCCGCUUUGGCUUCAAGUUGUUAACAGUUUCUUGCUCACCAUCCCUAGAGUUAUUACAUACUACAUCUUAAACCCUAAGGUUUUAUUCAUUCUGACAAAUGUCAUUGUGAUCACCCUCAUCGGAGAAUCAAGGAUGUCUAGUUCAAGAUCUUCUCUUCCAGCUAGCGAGUUAUGCAAAGAAUUCAGUGUGAGAAGCCAAUUUUGUGACUCGUGGUCUCAUGGGAACGUGAGGGUAGAAAUGGGAUGUCACAGAUUUUCGAAAGAGAAUAUUCAUCGACCGAGGCUCGACGAGGGUAAGAGAUGGAAGCUUAGUCCGUUGCACAAUAUGGAUCCAUUGAACCAGAGGGCUGAUGAUCUGAUCGCUCGUGUGAACAGACAGAGGAGGCUUGAAAUUGGGCUUUUACAUCAUAGGCGGUAGCCGUAUAUCAUAUGUUUUCUUGUAGAUAGUAAUACAUGGCCAAAUGAGGAGAAAAAGCAUUUUGUGUUACCAAGAAACCAAUUAAUAUAAUAACAAAUGCAAACUUUUUGACAAUUAAAAUAACCAAACGCAGUUAUAAUUUUUACGAGGUACCUAGCUAUAGGAUUCAUUGGUAUUGUAUUGGUAUGCAGAGUAAUGAUUGUGGUUGUGCGAAUGAAUAUGAUUUGUGAGACUACAUAAGUACCUGUUGAAAAGUAAAAGGUUCGAACAUGAUUAAGACUAGAGAGGCAGAUGUUUUAAUAGUGGUGUGGGUGCAAGUGCUCCAUAAAAUUUUGUAAACCUUUUUUAAAAAUGUGAUUUGAGGACUAAAUGAAAGAAUUGGUUAGAAGUAAGUCUUUUUGCUCCAAAUGUUUUAAUUUGAAUUUUGCUCAAAGUUAAAGGGUCUGAAUAGUGACAGUAUAUUUUAUUGUAUGGGACAAACGUUUUUAUAGUAUGCUACGAUUCAACUACGAUUUAUAAGGAAAAAAUAUAUUUGCAGGACAAGUGAAGUAAAACAAGAGGUACAAAAUAAUAUUCGAUUGGUGAAAAAAAUAAUUGCAAUUAGUUUUAAAAUAAACAAUACAAAAUAAUAAAUAAUUAGUAUGCAUUGAGAUUUUGUGAAAUGUAUAACACUAGAUUGAUUACCUUAUGCGGUCAAGAAAAAAGAA